AUGCCAAAGUCCAGAGCUAUUCCUCCCUUGUACCACUGCGCGGUUUAUCAGUCCCUCGACAAUAAUACCUCCCCUCAGGAAAUUACCGGCGUUGGUUUUCUUUACCCUAUAGAUUGCGGCGGGCCACCGGAAAAACAAGAGGAGAAUCAAAACCGCCGAUUGAGUCAAGAGGUUGGCGAAGCCGGCUGGACUAUUUCAGUUGGGUAUCGUCUAUGCUGUAUUCUCAGUCCCUUUCUUUUUGGAGAUAGGAGGGCUAAAUAGCAUACUCCGAGCCGAGAUUCCGAGGUUGGGGCUUUUCAUAUCUUGCCUAACCGCCAACAGACACCAACUAACAGAACAAAAAGACCGAAGCUCAAGUAGGAUGGCGGAGAAAUCCGUCUCAUGGAAAGAAGAUAAGACUCCCAUGUCAGGGGUAAGUAAAAAGGUGAGAGUGGAGAAGAGGAAGCUCGGAGGUAAUGCUGCCGCACAGCAGGCCAUGGGAUAG
This is a messenger RNA of Tuber aestivum (summer truffle), 484 nucleotides long. The record is from the annotation of a GenBank genome assembly. Lineage: Eukaryota; Fungi; Ascomycota; Pezizomycetes; Pezizales; Tuberaceae.